This is a messenger RNA of Erythranthe guttata (spotted monkey flower), 2019 nucleotides long. Lineage: Eukaryota; Viridiplantae; Streptophyta; Magnoliopsida; Lamiales; Phrymaceae. The record is from RefSeq and is a predicted model, not a curated record.
AUGGAAGGUGAAAAAAACACUUUAGUGAGCAACUCUUCUGAAUUAGAGGUCGCGAAAAAUUCGGUGAAUUCGAAUAUUAGCAUUCUCGUUGUAGACGAUGAUACGACUUGCCUCGCCAUUGUUGCUGCUAUACUCAAGAAGUUCAAAUAUCAAGUGAUGUCAGCUGAUGAAAAAGAGUGCGUAGCCCUAAAAGGGUUGGAGAAUGGUGCUGCAUUUUUCAUACUGAAACCAGUUUCACCAGAUGACGUCAAGGAUUUAUGGCAAUUUGCAGCCAUGAAAAAGAAAACUCCUGCCGCAGCUAGUACUGGCGGCGCCGGUGGUGGUUCUGAUCGUCCUGAUACUGGUACUGGUGCCGGUGCCGGUGCUGGUGCUGGUGCAUCGUCGUCUGGGAAAGAAGAAUCUUCGAAGAAUAAAAAGGAAUCUAAGAGAAAAUCACCACAAAAAUCCGAUGGAAACUCCGAUGAGCGGAAAGGAGAAACUUCUCAAUCGGGUUCGCAGAAAAAGCCGAAAGUUGUUUGGACUAAUUCACUGCACAACUGUUUCUUGGAGGCUAUUAGGAGCAUCGGCCUUGAUAGGGCUGUGCCAAAAAAGAUUCUGGAGGUGAUGAAUGUUCCUGGAUUAACCAGAGAAAAUGUAGCAAGUCAUUUACAGAAAUACAGGAUUUUCCUAAGGAGAGUAUCUGAUGCAAGCAGCAAAAUCCAAUACACUUCUGAUCAUAAGGGAUUAAGCAGAAGCAUUAUAAGAUCGGGCCUCGGUUUGUCGUCGUUUCGUUCGGGAACAAUCCCACAAACCCUAAUUUCCAACGGCUUCAACAGAUUCCCUUUCCGAAGCCCCGGAAAUUUUCCAGCUACUGGAAUUCACAAUAAUAAUACUAAUAAUCUUUCCUCCUUACUAAACCUCGAAAAGAAUCUUCCACCAAUCACGGCCGUCCAAUCGGGAUUCGGGCAAUCACGACUUCUUUCAAGCAACGAAACUGCGCCAGCGAUCAAGCCAAGCAUCCUCGGCAGUUAUUAUCCGAACAUGAUAAGUGACCGCACUUAUCUCAGACAACAAGACUAUCAAACCGGUCGAAACCCGUUUUUCCAGGCGAACCGCUCUAACAACAUUUCCCUUCAAGAUCUCUCGACUGCCUUGUCAGCAAGUUUCCAUACAACGACAACGACUACUACGACAAUUACUCCAGCUUACGAUAAUGUUGGGACUUCUACGCAGACAAGCAACUACGUGGGCUACAGUAUGUCGAACCUCAAACAAUAUCUCUCCAAGAAACACGAGGGUCCGAGUUCUUGGCUGGCCCCGGUGAAUAACAAUAAUAUCCCCGGCGAUGGAUUACGCCAGCUCAGCAAUGCUGGCAUUGUACGUACUGCAGAAGUGGUUGUACCGCCGAGCGCUGAUCAUCAGAAUGUUGUUGUUGCUAACAAUGUGGAGGGUUCGAAUAACGCUUCGAAUUUUGUGAUGGAGGGAAACGGUACCGGAGAUCAGUUGUUGUCGGAUGUUGUUCGACAAGUGAUGCUGCCUAAUUCUUACAAUAAUAAUGAUAACAACAAUAAUAACAAUAAUCUGCCUUUGGUUUGUGGUGACGUGGAAAAUGGAGGGGGUGUUAAUAAUAAUAAUAAUCAUGAGGCUGCUGAUUUUAGUCCAAUGUUUGAUUUGUCUGAAUUUGAUAUCUUCUCCACUACUCAGUUACUGCAGACGCCGUCGACGGAAUUAGGCGACCAUCAUUUCGAUCAGAAUAUUUUGUCCGGUCAAGGGAAUGCUAGUAGUCAAAAUCAGCCACAGCAAAAUGGAGACGACAUUAUGGCAAGCUCCAAUCUCUACGACGGCACGAUUUCGUGGGACCACAUUGUUGCAUGUCUUGAUCAAACUCCCGACCAGCAGCAUUUUGGGGAAGGUUUAACUAACUCUCUGGGAUUCAACAAUAAAACUCCUUCAUCUCCCACCGAGCACGACGAAGAUGAUUUUCUCGAAUCUUUACUUGCUCCGUUUGCGGACGAUGAUACCGGCCUCGAAGGGAUCUGA